GCCCUCCGGGCGAUCGCCCGGUAGCCCGACCGGCCAGUCCGCCCCUGGUUCAAAGGGUCAUAAAUUUGGUACUGAACUCAUGUAUAGGCAAUUUUAGUCCUAAAAUCGUUUAAACUUUGUCUUUGUAUACCUUUGUAUAAACUUUGUCUUUGUAGAAGAGAGAUGUUGCCAAGCAAUUUGAAAGGUGUUGCUUUUUAAUUUUUUUGUUAUGAAAAUUCCUACUAGCCAUUCCUUUUACCUUCAACCAUUUGUUUUCCAAUCACUGAAACUAGGCCAUUGAGUGUUGAUCAAACGACAAUGAUCAAAUAAACUGCCUUAUAUUCUAUUUUUUCAAGCUAAAAUUGAUUAUACGUAAGAUUUUUCAGUUCUAGUAUUCCGAUUUAUAAUAGCUUAUUUUACAUUUUGAUGAUAUCAACAUAAAAUAAGAAAACUAAGACAGUCUAACUAAACCAUGGUGUUUUAAUGCACUUUUUGAAGACCAUAUGCAUAAGCUAACAAUAUAUUUUUUAUCUACCGAGCAUUUUUAGGUCUUGUCAUGGCAAAAGUAUCCGAAAUUAAAAUGCAAAGCACGAAUCUCCAAUUUAAAGGACAAGUGAAAGAUCUACGUAUUCUUUCGCGUAGCAGUUUUAUUUGCCUUUUAUAAUACAGGCAUGGGAGUUAGUACAAGUACAAAAUUUUUCAUGCUGAAUAAGAUGAGAUGCAAACUCUACUUUAAAAACGCCCCAAAGCUAUUUUUAGACUGGGGUACUUGUACCUAGUUCUCCUUUGGGUCUUCCUCCAUAUCUUUUAUACUAUGCAAGAUAUGGACCAGAAACUGAGUUGUAAAUUGACAUGCUGAAUACGAUGAGAUGCAGGUCCCACGUCAAAACGCCCCAAAGCUGAUUUGUCCUAUUUUUGAGGUUAAGCGGCUGCACAACAAGCAUUCAUUUUGUUGUUGAGCUAAGACAGGUACACGUAUUGAGAAAUUGAAUGUUGGCUUCAAGUAACUGAAUCAGUUCUAUACAUUGUAAGCGUGUUUGAAAGGUUCAUUCUUGGGAAAAUUGCAACAUUGAGAUUUCCCAGACGUACUUCUCCAUCGGCCGAUGUGUUGGAUGCUAAAAGGAAAUCUUUGCUUGAUAAAUAUUGCUACAAAAAGGUAAUUAUAAUUAUUGAGCAUUCUAUCAUUCUUCCUUUAAAGGAAAGUUUUACCAGGGAAGGAGCAAAAAUUGGUUCGGUAAAAGAAAAGAGCAUCAGUUUAAAGUACUAAAGACCGUCAAUGCUACGAGCCACAGCAGUUUAAUUACUGGCAAUGAGUUUAACAAAGAAACUGCUUGUAAUUAUAAAGACCCUUACAUUUGCAUUCGUAUUCCAAAGAACUGAAGCGAGAAUCUACGGAGUGUUUGAGGUUGCUGCAAAUGAGAGGGUUUUCAAAGAAGCAUUGGUUAAGAUGAAUGUCAGUACUAUAAAUGCCUCUUCAUACUUCGCACCAAACUUGAGUUUAAGCAAAUUUGUGGACAAGGGAAAUGACAUUGCCAAAGAGUUGAAUGGACAUGGAAUAAGCGGCGGAUAUGUCCUUAAUGACUUAAGCAAUGUGAAAAACGAGAUCUUCAGAGAAAUUUCGAAGAAAGGCAAUGGAAGAAUUCAUACCGAGAAUGCUUUCAGUGGCCUUGACCGGAUUGCAAACCAUUUAUCUGAAGUUGACGACCUGGUCAAGUUUGUCAAUCUAAUUCCUCUCCUGUCCAAAGGAGUAUCCAUCAUAGUGGAUGACUCGCAAUUCGGACGUGCCUCACUUACCCGUAUUGUUGAGAAAUGCACAGAGUAUGGCCUAAAUAUUACAAGCAUGCAAAUGAUAAGCAAUGUCGAUAAGAGGACCAUAUUUGCCUUAAAUAUUCACAAAAGCAAUGUGCUUGUUGUUGAUGUUGAUAAAAAGAAAACGGUCAAAAUCGUUAACAUGGUAAAACACUUGGGCGUGGCAGGGUAUCGCGAAGAGUUGCAUUGGAUGAUGACCAAAAGAUCAACUGGACAAUUCAACAAUCAAUGCAACUUGCUUCCUCACAUAUAUCGAUAUGUAGACAUUUUUCCUGCGUCCUUGUCUUCAGACUAUAUCAUAGAGAAGAUCCAGCGACAAAACUUGGCCAGUCCAAAUUGGAGUCGCAGUGGCAUUGCAAGAAUAAAAUCAUCUAUCAAAGAACUUAAUACCCACAGUCGAUCGUGGUUCACUGUGAAUACCCUAACAAUGCAGCCUGAAAAGGAUUCUCACUCUACAAGCAAAGGUGAAGAUUUGCAGCCAGUGAUUCGAGUGGCAAUCGCUCACACUGCCGCACCCUGGGUGAUUGUGGAAGAGGUGAGUAAAUCUCACGCCGACCGACAGCCAUGUGGUCUUAUUGGUAUGUUAGGAGAAAAGUAUGUCAAUGGAACAGGAACUGUGAAGAUAUGUGCUUAUGGCUAUGGUAUCGAUUUACUAAAUCUUUUGAAAACAAGGCUCCUUUUUGAGGCUGUAAUUUUCACCUCAAGAGACGGAAAAUUUGGAUCUUAUGACUUAGAAACAGGUGAAAGUGAUGGAAUUGUUAGAGAAGUGCUUGAAAACAAAGCCGACAUUGGCAUAGAUCUGACCGAGAACAAAGGGAGAUCAAGGGCACUUUGGUUUUCAAACCCUCAUCUCAUUUCUCCUAUUGCCAUAGCCUACGUAGAGAAAAACAGCUUUGAUGGAUCGAGUAUCUUUGGUCCUUUCAGUAAAAACCUAUAUAUCGGAAUAAUUGGAAUGAUUGUAGGGCUAGCUGUGAUCGUUUUUGUAAUAGAACGUGUCAGUCCUUACAGUGGAUUUCAAAUUAGACAACGAUCUUUUGUCGACAUGGAAGACUUUGGAGCUCUUGACAGUACCACAUACAUAUGGGGCACCUUAUUUACAGGCGAAAUAAUUGAAAAGAAACCAAAAUCAUCUGGAAGUCGGACAAUUUUACUUGCUUUCUCGUGUGUGUCCGUUGUUAUUCUAUCGGCAUAUUCUGGAAACCUCAUCACCUACUUGGUAGUACUGGAUGAAAGGCCUCCAGUGUCAGGAUUGCUCGACCCAAAGAUAAUUGGAAAAGAAAGUACAAUGAAAAUUGGGAUCCCUACCGGUACAAUUGUUGAUGGAUUGAUCAAGACUCAUUCGGAUGCCAGAGUUAGAAACCUUUAUGGAAGACUUACGCACUGCAUAACUAUUGAUGAAUGUGCGCUGAAAUUGAAGAAAAGGGAGAUUGACUUAAUUUUGUCUGAAGGCCCAACUUUGAGAUACUAUGCAUCGAUUGAUCACAGCUGUUCUUUGAAAGUCAUGGAGCUGACAGAUAGAGAUCGUGCGGUGGGAGUCGUAGCACGCAAAAAUUGGUCAUGGAGGAGAAGGAUCAACACAGCUAUCAAUCAUAUAGUUGCAUCCGGAAAUGCUGACUACCUUCAUGCCAAAUGGCUGGGAAAAGUUCCUUGCAAAAGAACAAACACUUUCUUUAGCCUUGAUAUCAUGAUACUAAAGCAUCUGUUCGUCUUGCUUGCAGGCUUUAUGGCUGGGUGCCUUUUUUUAAGCUUAAUUUUGAGAAUUGCCAGCAAAUUUUACACGAAAAAGAAAGAUGACACAGAUGAAGAAAAUGAUUGAAUUUGAAAGCAACAGUAUUUUAAAAGUCUAAUCUUGAAGAUAGGAGCUUUUGAUCGAAUUUCAGCCAGGAGUUUUUUUGGGUUGUUUAGUAGCAGUUCUUUUUGCUUUCUUGCAAUUGGUGCAGUAGGAUGUGUAUGGACCCAAUUCACAUGCAAAACGUGCAUAUAUGGAUCAAAUAUAAGAUUUGUCUCUAUAUAGAAAGUAUGGUUGUAUGAAAUUCUUAAAUUCACAAUAUGAAAAACUUCAAAGGACUAAACAACGCCUCCUGACAAUCUUCUAGCCCCCCUCCCUAUUUCAAAAAGAGACAUUGAGGGCCCUUAUUAGCAUACUAACUAGGGGUGGGGGGCAAUGACCCUUGCAGCCCCAGUGAUUUUCCUUUUUUAUAACAAUAGACUAUUGUCCUUUUCUUGAUAUUAAUAAAUGCUUGCCCCGCAACCAAUUUCUCUCCCUAAAGGCUUUGGAGCUGUUGGAAUAAUAGUAUGUAGAUACAAGAAAUUGAUUACUAAUGAAAUCAAAUACCGUCGCAUAUAAACCUCGGUAUUUCCUAUAGAAAGAAGUGAUCUUCCUACAGAACUGCUUAAAUGCAACCAAGACAGGAUGCCUUUAACCUUCCCACGACAAACUAGAAGACAAUAGAUGGUAGUUUUGACUCCAACUGUAGAACGGUUUUUGAUUGCAAUAUGUUGAAGUUAUAGCUUAGAGUAAACUUUACCUAAUAAGGGGUUUUCCAAGUUUUGGUUUGCUAGAACAUAUCACAUUAAAGGGCAUGUGUAGUGAACAUGAUUGGCUAAUGCAAUACAAAUAUCUCUUUUGUUUAAUACAAAGCAUGGAAUCGAGGGUGAAUUUUUACGGCAGUGAAAAUUAAUUAAGAAAAAAUGAAUAGUCACGAAACAAUGGAAUUCCACUCCAAACGCUUUUGUUUUAUUAGCCAACUGCUAAUGCGACAUAUGCCCUUAAAGUUAGCGGUGAGAUAUAUGUACGCACAAGGUAGUAUCUUUACACGCAUGGGAAAUGCAUUCUCUUUUUUAUUUUUAACCAAGCAAUAACAUUACUCCUUUGCAACUACUUUAAUCGCCGUAAGGGUAUCAAUUUGCUAGGUCUUUUAUCCAAACCCAUGAAUUCUCAUGGUCUUGACUACUUGAUCAAAAUCUUUCAUGAUUUGUUAGUUUGAUAUACAAUGGCUUUUGCCAACGUCAGAAAAUGAUCAGGACACCAUUAUUAUGGCCGUUUAAGGCCAAAAUGCCUUGUGUUCUUACACAUUCUAAAAAAAGAGAAUGAAUAUUCUGCAAGAGGAUCCUCUCCUCAAGAUAUUAAAUCAUCAAAUCUUCACGGGAUUUUAAUUGUAAUGCCAUUUGUGCACUCUUUAUCACAAACAUCGUAAUCUAUAUUAUUUAAAAUUAGACCUUUCUAUUAUUUCAUGCUUUGUUUAAUGCUAUUCUUUCAUCACAAUAUUUCUCAACAUUUUGCUUUGAAAAAUGCAAAUAACAAGUAUUUAUAUUUUUUAGUGUUUUGUUGUAUGCAAAAUGAAAGUAAUUUUGUUUCUAAAAUAAAAAAAAAAAAUUCUGGUGAAGUGUCAUCCAUUAUAAAGCAUGCUGUUUGUUUGUUCAAUUCGUGACAAUUGGCGUUUCUUCUUUGCUUUUAAGAUCUUUAUUUUUCAUUUGUAAUCCUUCGUAAUAAUGCAUUUGUAAUCUAUGGUAUACUUUGAAAAAGCACGUUUCAGUUCUAUGAUGUAUCCGAGCCAAGAGAAAAAUUUGUAUUUCUCGAAAAUUCUGCUUUAUGCAUUAGAACUUUAUGGUUUGAUCCAAUUUAGCAUUCUUAAUUAAAAAGUAGACUGAAAGAGGCGAAUGAUAGCAGAAAUAAUAUUUAAAGAAGAGCCUAAAGUUGGAAGCAUCAUUCCUCUGCUUUUUGCUUUGGCAAAAAACAACCUCAGCAACCUCAGAAGUCUUAGCCUUUUAGAUGAAAAUUUACGUAACCAAACUACUAUGUCUUAAUUUUAUCUGUUCAGGGAAAUAGACUUACUUCUGUCUGACAGUCCAACUUUGAGACACUACGCAUCGAUUGAUCACAGCUGUUCUUUGAGCGUUCUGGAAUUAACACAAAGAGGUCGUGCGGUGGGAAUCGUUGCACGCAAAAAUUGGUCAUGGACGAGGAGGGUGAACACAGCCAUCAAUCAUUUAGUGGUAUCUGGAAGUGCUGACCACAUUUUUGCUAAAUGGUUCGGAAAGGUUCCUUGCAAAAACAAGCACAUUUUCUAGCCUUGAUAUUAACAUGCUUAAAUACCUUUUCAUCUUGCUCGCAGGCUUCAUGGCUGGGUUAAUUAUUUUUUGGUUUAGCUUUGAAAAUUGCCAGCAAGUUUUACCAAAGACGAAGACAUAACGAGGGUGAAGAGAAUUGUUGAAUUUGGCAACAGCAUCAUGUUUGAAAUAAAUAUGUAGAUAACAGUAGAUUAUAUUAAAAAAUAUUGUCCGGUGAAUUGUUUAGAUUUAUGCGAAAUUUUAUUCCCUUUAUCACAAAGUUUACUUCAUUUAGAACUGUUGAAAUGCCAACUAAAGUGGGAUGCUUGUACUCCUCCGAGACAAACUGAAUAGAGACUAGAUGGUAGCUUUGACUAGAAUUGUACAAUGAUAUUUUAUUGAAGUUUUUGUUGCACUAGGAAGUAUUUCAACACACAAAGAAGAUGCUUCUUCUUUUUUCAAUAAUCCAAUAUUUUUUGAAAAGGCAAAAAUUUUAAUCGACAAAAGGAGAUCAAAUUUCUCAAACGAUCUUAAAAGAUCGUUAUAAUAUUUUGAGAAAUCAUUGGUUUUGAACAUUGGGUCCUAUGAUACAAGUCGUGGCUUGCAGGAUUAAUGUAAAAUAGAACUUUUUAAUAAAGUGAAGAAAAAUAAAAUAAAAUAAAACUGAG
Rhopilema esculentum is the source of this 6506-nucleotide messenger RNA. The record is from RefSeq and is a predicted model, not a curated record. NCBI's taxonomy places the organism in Eukaryota, Metazoa, Cnidaria, Scyphozoa, Rhizostomeae, Rhizostomatidae.